AUGCGCGUCUUUCUCCUUCCUGUAUCGACGCGUCGGACGCUUCUGUACGCCCAUCGGCUCAACGACGCUGCGCACCAGAGCUCAGGAUGGAUGGACAGGAUCCAGCUCAAGGCCGCGGCAACCUGGGCGGGCUGGGAACAGAAAGAGUCGGGCUGGCAAAAGACCAUUGUCAAAUAUGGCAACCAGGCUCUCCGGAAGAUACCAUAUGAGGAGUGGGGGCUCAAGUCUGUCCCGCCGCUGUCCACGAAGCGUGCAGACGACGAGCUCAAGGGCAGCGACAAGGUGGAGGUCUACUUUCCCAAGACCCUGAUACAGUCCAGCCAGGUUGAAGACGUGCUACAGAGGCUGAGCACAGAGCGAGAGGGUCUUCACCGAAGGAGGCUUUUAUGGUGCUUCAUAGGGAUGCCUAUCAGUGCCCCGUUCGCGUUGGUCCCAGUAGUCCCGAACAUACCCUUCUUCUAUCUCGUCUACCGGGCAUGGUCGCAUUGGCGUGCCCUGUCAGGUGGUAAACACAUACAAUUCCUCCUCAAAAAUCGCCUACUCAUCCAUAAGCCCUCCCCGAUCCUUGAUGAGGUGUACCUGAGACAGGAUCCCCCGCUUCCAUCGACGCCAGACCCCACGGUCGACCCCGGAGUACCCAAGAACGCCAACCCAAAAAUGCCCCAAGACGCCCAACCGAAAGGAGAAAUGAUGUUGUUGGAUCAGAGCAAUGGAAAGAAAAUGACUCAGGCUUUGGGCCUGCCACAGCUGGAGGUAGAGCUGGAGCGAGCAAUAUGGCAGGUCCAACAAGCCAUCCAUAAGCAGAACGCUGAGCGCGACGCUGCCGCCAAGAAGAAAGACGACCCAAAGUCGCAAUGA
This is a messenger RNA of Cryphonectria parasitica EP155, 858 nucleotides long. RefSeq lists its product as uncharacterized. NCBI's taxonomy places the organism in Eukaryota, Fungi, Ascomycota, Sordariomycetes, Diaporthales, Cryphonectriaceae. The coding region runs from base 1 to 858 and encodes 285 amino acids. Gene Ontology annotation, cellular component: mitochondrial inner membrane. The transcript is spliced from 2 exons. Gene Ontology annotation, biological process: proton transmembrane transport; potassium ion transport. The record is from RefSeq and is a predicted model, not a curated record.